This is a messenger RNA of Amblyraja radiata (thorny skate), 1107 nucleotides long. RefSeq names its product glia-derived nexin-like. The record is from RefSeq and is a predicted model, not a curated record. The coding region runs from base 1 to 1107 and encodes 368 amino acids. Gene Ontology annotation, molecular function: serine-type endopeptidase inhibitor activity. NCBI's taxonomy places the organism in Eukaryota, Metazoa, Chordata, Chondrichthyes, Rajiformes, Rajidae. The transcript has 6 exons. Gene Ontology annotation, biological process: negative regulation of endopeptidase activity; negative regulation of plasminogen activation.
AUGAAUAUUUUGAUUGUCCUGUGUGUGGCUGUGGGGUCUGUUCACUGCCUAUUGGGAGAGUCGAAAACAUCGGAGGUUGAGUCCGAUUUGGGGAUGAAGAUUUUCAAUCAGGUUGCUACGUCCCAACCAACAGAAAACAUUGUCAUGUCACCACAUGGAAUGGUAUCAUUGCUUUGGAUACUGCAAUUCGGAGCUGAUGGAAUAACAAAAAAGGAAUUGAGCGGUGCUUUGAAAUACAGCCGAUUUGGUACUCAUUCACGGCUCAAAAAGGUACACGAGUCAUUAACUAAAUACAAAAGUAAGGAUGUCGUUACUUUUGGUAAUGGAAUAUUUAUACCACGUGACCUUGUAUUACGAAAAAGCUUUAUUAAGCGGUGUUCUAAAACUUAUCAAACUGGACCGACAAAUGUGGAUUAUUCUGAUUCUGAAGCAGCUGCAUCAACAAUCAACAAAUGGGCUGAGUACAAGACUAAAGGUAUGAUCACAGAGAUAAUUUCCCCAGACAUUCUGGAUGAAGCUACCAAGCUUGUAGUCGCCAACGCAAUAUAUUUUAAGGGUGCGUGGAAAUCUAAAUUUAACGUAGCAAAUACACACGAAGAGGGUUUCACUGGAGCCGAUGGAGAUGUGUCUCAAGUUCCUAUGAUGUUUCAAACGUCAAUGUUCAAGUUUGGUAUGGCCAGUACGCCGAAGAAUGUGGAAUAUAAUGUUCUCCAGCUAUCAUACAUUGGGGAACUCAGUAUGUUUAUUAUCCUUCCAGUGGAUAGUAGCACCGCACUCACUGAAAUAAUCCCUCACAUCAAUAUAAAUAGUAUAAAUGCGUGGAAGAAAAUCUUGAAGAGUAAUAAACUUGACAUUUCUAUACCUAGAUUCACUGCUAAGUCAGAGACGAACAUGCAGGAACUACUUGCACCUCUUGGAAUCACAAAUAUAUUUGAUAAAGACAAUGCGAAUUUCAGAAAGCUCUCUAAGUUUAGUCAACUGUAUGUUUCCCAAAUGCUGCAAGCGGUUAAAAUUGAAGUAAACGAGGAGGGUAAGAAGGCUUCUAAAAUGACAGGCAAGUAUGCCAGCAUUGUAAACUCAGGCCAGAGUAAAGUGCUAUUCGAAUAA